UUCGGAUACAAGGCUGGUGAAUAUCACCAGUUGUUCCUUCAGAAAUGCAAAACGGCGGCUGGAGAUGGAUGAGUCUGACAGAGAGAGUGGGAAUCGCGGGUCCAAACGGCAGAAGGCCGAUGUUUCAGCUCCGAGCCCUGCGAUUGGCUCUGAAGCCGUCUCUCCCGUGCGGCCGGGAGGGAGCCGCCACGACGCGUCUCUGGGCGUUCUGACCCAGAAGUUCUUCCAGAUGAUGGACCGGUCUGCGGAUGGAGAGGUGGAUCUGAACCAGGCUGCGGAGAUGCUCGAUGUCCAGAAGAGACGCCUGUAUGACAUCACUAAUGUGCUGAAGGGCAUCCACCUCAUUAAGAAGACGCUGAAGAACAAGGUCCAGUGGGUAGGCCGCAGAGCGCCGGGAGCCCAGGGUGUGCUGAGCCGCUGUCACGCCCUGAGGCGAGACCUGACGUUGCUUGUCCAAGAGGAGGCGACGCUGGACCGGCUCAUCCAGGGCAGCAUCCGGAGCAUCAGGCAGAUGGCAGAGAACAGCAGCCUCCAGAAAUUGGCGUAUGUGACCUCUCAAGACAUCCGGCUGAUCGGAAGCCUUGGAGAUCAGACUGUGCUGGUGGUGAAAGCCCCCUACGAGACCAAGCUGGAGUUACCUGCCAUGCAGGAGAGAUUUCAGAUUCACCUAACCAGCACCAAGGGGCCCAUUAAUGUGUUCUUGUGCCCGGAUGAGAUUACGGCCAGCGGUCUCCCGGAGAGCGUCGUGAACGGGAAUGUACCGGUCCCUGAAGGUCAGCUCCCUGCUGCAAACCGCUUCACUGAAACUGAAAAACCCGCCUGUCUCACAGGAACAUCACUCGAGUCAGACUGUUCCACCCGGCAGAUGUGGGGGGGACCUGGUAUCCCCCCUGUCAGCUCUGAUGGGCUGUUCGUCACGCUUUCGGCGCCCAGCAGCACACAGUACCUCCCCAUCCUGGAGGACGACAAGGGGAUCAGCGACCUCUUCAACUUCGAGCGACAGCCAUUGGACAGCCACCUCUGAGAAGGGUGCCUUUCAAGAUGGGCUCAGGGCAGGGCCAGGUUCUCAGGUUCUCCAUCUAAGGUGCUCCCUCUCUCCUGUUUGCGGCGUUCUGCACCCUUUCUAACCUGGUUGCAGAACUCUUUGCUGAUUGGGCCUACGAAGACACGUGUGUUUCGCUAACACGUGUUGUCACCAGCAUUGAUCUGUUUGGUACCAGAGCGGCAUAUUGUGACACGUUUGAGGGAGCUGUAUGGGGUGUACACUGAAACCACUUGAGAACCUGACCAGCCUCCCUCCACCCUCCUUUUGAGAUUUCCCAGCAUCCUUUUAAUCGGGAGCAGUCUUGGAGUCAGUGUUUUGGCUGGCUCCCAGAUCCUCAGGUGGGCGUGGUUUAAAUGUCAUAUGACCAUAGAGGACCCAAUGAGCCGGCGGUCUCUACACAACAUCUAUCUGCAUAACAUGUGAUGUAUAUGUGACAAGGCUCAGUCUCUAGGCUGGCAUAGACUGGCAUUUCACCCCUUGAGGUAAAGUCACGCUUGUUUGAUUAAUUUCAUCUACCGCGCUUCUGUUUUGUUUUGUUAGGUGAAAAGUAGUGUUAUAAUUUGUCUCUCUGGUCUGUGUUGUGGAAACGAUGCACUUGUUUAAUGGAUUUUUAUUUUUGACCCACCGUUGUGGGUUCACAGUGAUGAAGACAAGAUUAUUUGAACUUCUGACAAGAAUGCACGGCAUUCUGCUUCUAUGUUAGUCUUAGAAAUAUGUUGUGCCUGUAGAUGCUAAUCAUUUGUUAAUAAACAUCCAUCCAUCCA
Brienomyrus brachyistius is the source of this 1809-nucleotide messenger RNA. RefSeq names its product transcription factor E2F3-like. Gene Ontology annotation, molecular function: protein dimerization activity; RNA polymerase II cis-regulatory region sequence-specific DNA binding; DNA-binding transcription factor activity, RNA polymerase II-specific. Gene Ontology annotation, biological process: regulation of transcription by RNA polymerase II. NCBI's taxonomy places the organism in Eukaryota, Metazoa, Chordata, Actinopteri, Osteoglossiformes, Mormyridae. The record is from RefSeq and is a predicted model, not a curated record. The transcript is spliced from 7 exons. The coding region runs from base 65 to 1024 and encodes 319 amino acids. Gene Ontology annotation, cellular component: RNA polymerase II transcription regulator complex.